Messenger RNA from Adelges cooleyi (spruce gall adelgid), 1026 nucleotides. RefSeq lists its product as uncharacterized. The record is from RefSeq and is a predicted model, not a curated record. Lineage: Eukaryota; Metazoa; Arthropoda; Insecta; Hemiptera; Adelgidae. The transcript has 12 exons. The coding region runs from base 70 to 783 and encodes 237 amino acids.
UUAGUUUCAAAAGCUGAUCAAGUCGAUUGUUGUCCAAGAACCUCUUACCAACUCCACAACUUAAAUAAAAUGAAACUCUUCUGUUUAUUAAUAUUUUUUUUCUUCGUUGAUGUUUUGGCAGAUGAUGGUGAUGAUUAUUAUGAGUAUUUUAAAAAUACAACUGAAGCCAUCAUGUUUCUUUGUGAAACGAAUGAUUUAACGGAAGGAGGUAGAUCUGGACGAGAAAAUUUGGAGCAUUUAAUUGAGAAAAUGGUUGAUGAUACCACUAGUAACCCUGACUACAAGGAUUUCUGCAAAAUUUGUUUUUUGAUUGCUGUACCGGACAAAAUAGAAAUUAUCUCAAGAAUACUGGCAUAUCCAAUCGCAAAUACUCGCAAAUUUCAAAAAGGCUUUUUUCUCCUUCAGAGAAUGCUACUAGAUUUAGAAAAAAAAAUAGGAAGACCGUAUCAAUUACAUAUAGAUACUGAAGAAACAUUCGGAGACAUAAGUAGAAGAUAUAUUGUUCCAACUUUAAUCAAUAUAAUCGGACGUCGUGUAUUAGAUGGGUCCGUGCAGCCAGUAGAAGAUGAAGCCUCUUUAACUUCUAAGUGUUAUUUUAUAGGAUUAUACUUGAGUGCACAAACUCCAAAAUCGUUCAUAAUAACAGUUCAGAUUAACUUAACUAACCGCACAUGUAUUUUCACGAAUAAAAAUUAUGUUCAAAAGAUAUACAGGACAGAUGAUGUCCAGUCACUCAGGGAACUGUUAGGACUUGAAAAUCCACCAGUUCCACCCACAUCCUAACCUAGCGUUAGUUAAACACAGACAUAUUUAUUCUGUUUAUUACAUAAUAUAUUAUAAUUUAUCUUAUUAUUAUCACUAUAUUCAUUAUUUUAUCUGAAAUUUUUAAAUAUUAUACAUAUACUUAAGCUGGCGGGAAGAGAAACAUUGGUCAAUUUUUUCAAUAAAAUGUUCCACAUUGUACAUUUUUAAGUACAUAAUAUUGUCUGUCUAUUUUUGUUUUACGUCAUGUCUACCAAUAAAAUA